UGUAACGUGACAGGCAGGUGGGAGGCGUAUGACGAGGAGAUCGAGAAAUAUUGUUUAGAAAUGGACGAUUUGUUUUACCGUGUCAAGAACAGGACUGGACAGGUGUACCAAAACCUCUUCUGUGCCAUUUGUAACGGUGACUACCCACAGCCAGUUCCGUGUGCCUCUGCAUCUUUGAGUCCUGGCGGUAAAAACUCUCCAGCACCACUGCCCCCUCUUACUCUGCUGCUGGGUGUUGUUUCGAGACCAGAGCACGAGAAACCACGAGAGCUGACUGUGUGUCAUCGUGGACAGUGGCAAGGAUUGGAUGGCGUGUGUCGCAACCUGACCUGCCCGGCCGGCAAGUUGUUGGACGCGGAGAACAGCACGUGCAGCACGGGCUGGCGAAUAUCCGGGGCCUGAUUUACAAGCUGAACAUCAACCUCGUUCCCACCACGGAACUCGCCUUGAAUACAUCCAGGAAAGAGUCAUUUGGAGGAGCUGGUGCUGCAACUUCAACGGCAACUUGAAAACAAAACACAAAACUAUGCUUAUGAAUACGUCUUCACGAUCACUUUAGAGUUAUUUUUUUCUAACUGUACAGAUCAAGCAAAGAUAGUCAAAAUAAUGCUUACAGGGGACAUAACAGCGUCAAGGGAGAUAAAAAGAGACAUUGCAGAGGGUUUCUUAGUUCAGAAUCUCCUCAUUGAUAAUUGGAUUGUGCAGAGGUUAGAUUUUAAGGAGAAAGUAAUUCUCAUUCAGCACAUCGAUCUAGAAUCGUCCCAAAACACCACGACAGUUGAAAAAAAUGUGACUAUCUACAAAAAUGGUUAUAGCACAUGGGCUCAAGACGCGUUAAAAGGCCCGUAUGUAGCGGAAACACGAAGAAUAAGGCUUGUAUACGCAUUGGUGAAAGGCCCUCCUUCAACAAAUAAUUUUUCCGACGUUCGAGAAUUCUUCGCAAUUAAAAGAACCAUUCCAGAACCCUUGAAAAUAAAAAUGAGCCCCUUGCUUUUAUGCGCCUUCCUCCAACUCUCGAGGGACGAAUUCAUGAUAAGGGAGGGGGCAGAUGGCCAGAAACGACUGGUCGUGGUUAGUGAACAUGAGGAGGCGGAGUUAGACAGACUGUUGUACGUGAGGCUGGAGGACAACGAGGUGCUCAACGUGUGCAUAGAAACAUUAGAAGCCCUCAAGCAUGUCCCUAAGGUCAGGUCCUCCCCGCUGUGGCAACACCUCCUGUCCUGGAUCGCCAUCCCCAUGUCUAUUCUCUGCGUGGUCCUCACAUUCGUUGUCUACGCCUUACUUCCGGCACUGCGCACGCAGCCGGGGCUAAACGUGAUGGGCACGUGCGCCGCUCUCUUCGUCGCGCAGGUGGCGCUGAUGCUGGCGUCAAACCUUCAGACCUCUGGAGUGUGGUGCCAGGCCCUGGGGAUAUUAGUUCACGAGGCUUGGCUGAGCGUCUUCUGCUGGAUGGUCGUGUGUUCCAUGCACAUGUUCCAGGUGUUCUCUGCCAAAACUCGCCACGAGUCCAGGUCGCUGAUCUGGAAAACACGCAAAACAUCGCGGUGUCCAUCGCACUUCCGGCUGUCGUGGUGGCGCUAG
Messenger RNA from Pomacea canaliculata, 1581 nucleotides. RefSeq lists its product as uncharacterized. The transcript has 2 exons. Gene Ontology annotation, biological process: G protein-coupled receptor signaling pathway; cell surface receptor signaling pathway. The coding region runs from base 607 to 1581 and encodes 324 amino acids. Gene Ontology annotation, cellular component: membrane. The record is from RefSeq and is a predicted model, not a curated record. Gene Ontology annotation, molecular function: G protein-coupled receptor activity. Lineage: Eukaryota; Metazoa; Mollusca; Gastropoda; Architaenioglossa; Ampullariidae.